UCCUGUAUAUAUAUAUAUAUAGCUGAUAAACAUGUCCACAUCCACGCGAAGUUCAGUCACGAGAAAAUCGUCGCUAUCCAAAAGUGGCAGUUCUGACAAAUCAACAAAAUCCUCGACAGCUUCAUCCUCAUCCUCGUCAUCAACAUCGUCAAAGGCAUCGCCCAAAACGAAGGCAAAUCCUGCAAAUCCUGGAAAUGGCAGCAAACAGAAAAUGCUAUAUACCAGAACCAGGGAACGAAUGGUCGAUGAUGUUCCACUACCGCCCACACACAAGCUGACCAUGUCUGAGGUCUACGAUGAUCCCAAAACUGGCAAGCCAAACUUUGAUGCACUACGUCAGCACUUUCUGCUCGAGGGUCGCAUCGAGGAGAAUGUGGCCCUGCGAAUUAUCGAUGAGGGUGCCGCUCUGCUGCGUGAGGAGAAGAAUAUGAUCGAUGUGGAGGCUCCCAUCACUGUGUGUGGUGAUAUACAUGGACAGUUCUUUGAUCUAGUCAAACUAUUCGAAGUCGGCGGACCGCCAGCCACAACGCGUUAUCUCUUUCUCGGUGACUAUGUGGACAGGGGUUAUUUCAGCAUAGAGUGCGUCUUGUAUUUGUGGUCCCUGAAGAUUACUUAUCCUGAAACAUUGUUGCUGCUCCGUGGUAAUCACGAGUGUCGCCAUUUGACGGAAUACUUUACUUUCAAACAGGAGUGCGUCAUCAAGUAUUCAGAGCAAAUUUAUGAUGCCUGCAUGGAAGCUUUCGAUUGCCUGCCAUUGGCCGCCUUGCUUAAUCAGCAAUUUUUGUGCAUACAUGGUGGACUGUCGCCAGAGAUUUUCACACUUGACGACAUUAAGACGUUAAAUCGUUUCAGGGAACCGCCUGCCUAUGGACCCAUGUGCGAUCUCUUGUGGUCCGAUCCAUUGGAGGAUUUUGGCAAUGAGAAAACAAAUGAAUUUUUCUCUCACAAUUCGGUCAGAGGAUGUUCGUAUUUCUUUAGCUAUUCGGCUUGCUGUGAAUUCUUGCAGAAAAACAAUUUACUAUCAAUUGUUAGGGCACAUGAGGCUCAAGAUGCCGGUUACCGCAUGUAUCGUAAGAAUCAGGUAACUGGCUUUCCCUCAUUGAUCACCAUAUUUUCGGCGCCAAAUUAUUUGGAUGUUUACAACAACAAGGCAGCUGUGCUCAAAUAUGAGAACAACGUGAUGAACAUCCGACAAUUCAAUUGUUCGCCCCAUCCAUAUUGGCUACCCAAUUUCAUGGAUGUCUUUACAUGGUCCCUACCAUUUGUUGGUGAAAAGGUCACUGAGAUGUUAGUUAAUGUACUUAAUAUUUGUUCUGAUGAUGAACUGGUGGCCGGACCCGAUGAUGAGCUGCAGGAAGAACUGCGUAAGAAAAUUAUUCUUGUGCCGGCGAACGUGAACAAUAACAAUAAUAACAGUAAUACGCCCAGUAAGCCAGCUUCCAUGUCGGCACUUCGUAAGGAAAUUAUACGAAACAAAAUACGUGCCAUUGGUAAAAUGUCGCGUGUCUUUUCGAUACUGAGAGAAGAAUCGGAGAGCAUUAUUAAGCUGAAGGGUUUAACGCCAACGGGAGCCUUGCCAGUGGGUGCCUUAUCUGGUGGACGAGAUUCGCUCAAGGAGGCUCUGCAAGGUCUAACCGCAGCCUCUCACAUUCACUCCUUUGCUGAGGCCAAGGGAUUGGAUGCAGUCAAUGAACGAAUGCCACCACGACGACCGCUCACGAUGAGUGCCAGCAGCAAUAGCAUUACAACAAUCAGCAGCAGUUCGAGCAACAAUAAUACGUCUAUCAAAAACAACAACAACAAUAAUAAUAAUAACAAUACCGAAACAAGCAGCAAAGAUGAAACAACCACAAAAGUCACCAAGUCGAGCAGCAGCAGCAGCAGCACCAGGACAACUGUCAAAUCGGCAACAACCAGCAAUGUGCGAUCCGGUUAUAUGAGCAAAAAGUUCUCUUAGCUAGACAUUUUUGUUAAACAAAAAUAUAUAGUGUUUUCUUUUAAUUAUAUACACUAGAUACAUUUGAUUUAGUUAAAAUUUUAUAUACGAUUCGGUUGUAGAGAACAAAAGCAAUUGAGCAAAAUUUUCUAUUUGUUGUCACACGUUACGCGUAUUGUACUUACAUACUAUACUCUACUAUAAUUGUAAUUGCAGGGAAUAUCCUCUUUUAGCAAAAAUAUAUAUACAUAUAUACGU
Molecule: messenger RNA, 2194 nt
Organism: Drosophila willistoni
Lineage: Eukaryota; Metazoa; Arthropoda; Insecta; Diptera; Drosophilidae
Product: serine/threonine-protein phosphatase 2B catalytic subunit 1
Exons: 12
Coding region: 32-1957 (641 amino acids)
Biological process (GO): calcineurin-mediated signaling
Cellular component (GO): calcineurin complex; cytoplasm
Molecular function (GO): calmodulin-dependent protein phosphatase activity; calmodulin binding
Source: RefSeq, a predicted model, not a curated record